This is a messenger RNA of Peniophora sp. CBMAI 1063, 708 nucleotides long. The record is from the annotation of a GenBank genome assembly. NCBI's taxonomy places the organism in Eukaryota, Fungi, Basidiomycota, Agaricomycetes, Russulales, Peniophoraceae.
AUGUCGACCACUUGGCUCAUCACUGGUGCUAACCGCGGUAUUGGCUUCACUCUCGUCAAGCAGCUCUCAGCGGACCCUUCGAACCUCAUCAUCGCGGCAUGCCGCUCGCCCGAGAAGGCGGACGCCUUGAAGGCGCUGGGUGGCUCGGUGCAUCUCGUGCAGCUGGAGGUCGGAGACGAAGACUCGAUCGCCAAGUCUGUCGAGCCUGUGCGCGCGAUCCUCGGUGACAAGGGCCUAGAUUACUUGAUCAACAACGCAGGCAUUGCCCCCCAUGAGGACACGACUUCGUUCAAGAUCAACACGGCAACCUCGUUGCAGAUCUUCAAGGUCAACACGCUCGGCCCAGCACUCGUUGCAGAUGCCUACAUCCCGUUCUUGGAGGUCCCUGGACGUCGCGGUGUCAUCAUGAACAUCUCCAGCUCGCUCGGCGCGAUGGACUACGGCGGGAAGAACACUCUCGCGCCUACGUACUGUAUGAGCAAGGCCGCUCUCAACAUGCUGUCCGCGAAGCAGGCUCUCGAGAAGCCGAACCUCAUCGCAUUCGCGGUAUGUCCUGGGUGGGUUAUCACCGAUAUGGGUGGCUCUGGUGCCCAACUUCAGCCUGAUGACAGUGCCUCUGCUCUCCUGAAGCUGGCCAAGAGCGUCACAAAGGAGCACUCCGGCAAGUUCGUCCAGAGGAACGAGGCGAACACGGGCUACGACAUCUAA